CAAUCCACGACACAACCCAAAAUGUUCAGGUCGACCCUCCGUUGCUGCCAACAGGCACUGGCUUCUGCGUCCACACCUGCAGCAAGGCAGCAACCAGCCUAUUUUGUUCAGCGAAACGCGAAUGGCAACCUCCCAGUCUAUACCGACGUCCGCAACGCGGGUUCGCGAAUUCUAGUGCAAAUCAGGAAUGUGGACGGCAGCGUAGAGGCGUUGGCAAAGGAACUGUCUGAAUCCUUGUUUGAACCGGGGACACGGGAAGCAAGGAAACUCGCUGUGCGGACUAAGCACCAACACAUUGUGAUUGCUGGCGGGCGGUGGAAACAAGAAGUUGUGGAGUGGCUGAAGGCUAGAGGAUUUUAGUGUGUUUCCAAGACACGACUAUUCCAAUUGUGUUCGCUGUUGAAGACGUUGAGCACGAGCACACCAUACUUCGUCACUCAAAUGUUAUGCAAGUUUUGCGCACUGCUUCCGCCAAUUUGACCUUAGGUUAGGGUUGCGUUGUAACUUAACGGAACGGGCAUCCGGUCUUGCUUAUAAUCGAACAAAUAAUCGAUCC
Molecule: messenger RNA, 556 nt
Organism: Coprinopsis cinerea okayama7#130
Lineage: Eukaryota; Fungi; Basidiomycota; Agaricomycetes; Agaricales; Psathyrellaceae
Exons: 2
Coding region: 22-360 (112 amino acids)
Biological process (GO): translation
Cellular component (GO): mitochondrial large ribosomal subunit; ribosome
Molecular function (GO): structural constituent of ribosome
Source: RefSeq, a predicted model, not a curated record